Molecule: messenger RNA, 312 nt
Organism: Melampsora larici-populina 98AG31
Lineage: Eukaryota; Fungi; Basidiomycota; Pucciniomycetes; Pucciniales; Melampsoraceae
Exons: 1
Coding region: 1-312 (103 amino acids)
Source: RefSeq, a predicted model, not a curated record
AUGAAUCAUGUAUCUUUCUCAAUUAAUUCAAAUACCUAUCCCCUCUUGUUUCUCUUAAUCAGAAAAUCUACAUGUAGGAUUAUGAUUGUCCUUUCUCUUCCUAAUUCUUAUAUUUGCAUUUUUUUGUUCGAUUUCGAUUCUGUUUGUAAUCGUUCUUUGAAAUCGAUCUCGAAUUUGAUCAAUUUAUUUGUGUUUAGACUUUGUUUCGAUGAUCAUGUAUGGAAAAAUACCUCAAUCAGAAUGAUAAACAGAUCUAUCUCAAAGGAUCGAUACAACAAGUUGUUGAUGUCACUCAAGAACCAUUGGAGUUAA